Molecule: messenger RNA, 939 nt
Organism: Naegleria lovaniensis
Lineage: Eukaryota; Heterolobosea; Eutetramitea; Acrasida; Naegleriidae
Exons: 1
Coding region: 1-939 (312 amino acids)
Source: RefSeq, a predicted model, not a curated record
AUGCAGAGUAUCCAAGAUUUGACACUGGACAAGCGACAAGACAGCCAAGGUCUUGCUGGUCAAUCAUUCAAUAAUGGCAACAACGGUUCUGAGAGUGAUGGAUAUUGCUCGUGUCCAGAAAUGAGAUGUUUAUUUUCUAUUGCGCUUGUACUUUUAUGGUUAGCGGUGAGCAUUGUUUACUUUGUAAUGUUUACUUCAGACAGAAUUGUUAUCCAGAGACACCACUCGUUUACUGUGAAUCAGUUUAAUAAUAAUAGUCGAAUGUUUAUUUGUCCAUGCUCCAAUGAAGAGAUUGCCUAUGACUCAUUUGUCAAAGUGGACAUUGAAGUUGAAUUUCCAGUUCUCAUUAAUCAAAUGGACAACUCGUCCACUCACAUGUGCAACGGUUCCAAGUUAAAUCAAGUCUCAUCCAAAGCAUGUAUUAGCUUUUUGAAAGGUUUUACUGAAGUUCUUGGUUCUUCAACCUUCUUCUCACCCUAUCUUGUCACUGAGAAAGAUAUUGAAGAACGAAUCCGACGUUUUGCACGAUUGACUUCCAACGAAAUCAUGAUGACCCUCUUAUUUGGUUCUGAAAUUGCCAGUGACGUUCUCGCACAACUACAAGGAGCGGAUACGCGAUACAAGAACCCAAGAUCCCUUCAAUCCAGUCUUGAAAAUCAAAGGAAAAAUCUUCAGACUUUUCAAAACACAACCAUGGAAUUAUUUAUUGCAACACUGCCAAAUGUCACCAUAGAUCAUGCCAAAUAUUUUAAGGAAUGUGACGCACUGUAUUGUGAUGAACGAAGGCAUUUAAAUGGAUAUGAAAUAAUGUUCAACGUUGUUGCCAAAGUGGGAGGAUGGAUGUCCAUUAGUAUGGUUACUGCAGGUGUGUUGUUGUCCAUUCUUAAUUGUGUGGCAAAAAGCUUUUAUAAGGACAAACCUGUCAGAGACAUAUUUUAA